Messenger RNA from Eptesicus fuscus (big brown bat), 663 nucleotides. Its product is annotated as double homeobox protein A-like. The record is from RefSeq and is a predicted model, not a curated record. Lineage: Eukaryota; Metazoa; Chordata; Mammalia; Chiroptera; Vespertilionidae. Bases 1 to 663 code for a protein of 220 amino acids. Gene Ontology annotation, molecular function: DNA binding. The transcript has a single exon.
AUGGCUCAAGACAUCUCUUCCGACAGGAUGAAUGGUAGACGAAGCCGCACCAGAUUCGCAGAAGAUCAAGUGAAAAUCCUCAUCCAAGCAUUCAGCCAAAAGCCUUACCCAGGUUACACUACCAUACAGAAGCUUGCUUUGAAAAUAGAUGUUGACGAGUCUAGAAUCCAGACUUGGUUUCAGAAUCGAAGACGGAGGCACCUAGCCCAAAGGAGAUCAGAGGCAGAGGAGGACGUAGAUGCAAACCAAGACCAAGAUCGCAAGCAAGGGCGCCCUUUGGUGAGGAUGCAAAACAGACGUAGACAGUCUCGUAUCACCUACACUCCCUUCCAAGUACACACCCUCCGGAAGGCAUUUGAGAAAAACCCGUAUCCUGGGAUUGGUUCCAGAGAGCAACUUGCUAAGGAAAUUGGGGUUCCAGAGUCCAAAGUGUGCAUUUGGUUUCAUAAUCAAAGGAAUAAAGUCCGGGUCCACAGAAAAAAUGAACCCAAUGAGCCUUUAGAACGAAACAAGACCGGGAACAAGACCUCUGACACAAGAGCCUUCAAAACGCUGAGCCUUCUUUCUGGAGACCAUCAGGACUUCAGGAGGCUGACAGAGGAACAGAACCACACAGCCCUCCCUAGGAAGCCUGCACAGGCCAGCAGAUGUCAAGGACCAUGA